CAACGAAAGGUUUUUAUUUUUUAAAGGCACUAUUUUCCAAUUAUUUUUGUCGGUUUUCAUUUUUCAUGGCCACAGAAAAUGUCAGAUUUUGGGACACAUAGAACAUACAACAUAUAGAAAAGACAAUGACUUUCACAUUUCUACCCGUGUUUAAUGUACACCUUCCAAAUUAUGUUGAAGUACAAAUUAAAUACGAGUAAAUGGGCUUUUUCCUUCCUUUCUUCAAACGAGGAGGUGAACCAACAAUCUCCAUCCUGUGGGUUUUAAGUCCCUGUCACUAUUUCACCAUAAUUCUGUCCAAAGUUCAAUAUAUCCACCUUAAAUAAGUACAACGUUGUUUUCUAGUAAUGGGAGAAGAUGUAGUUCUUUUAAAAGUACUAAUUUGUGACUAUUGAAGUUUAAGAAAUAUAUACAAUGAUAUACGACACAAUAAUUAGUUUGUAUGUUGUGUAUCAUCCAGCUGAGCCAUACUGUUAGUCAGCACUUUGUUGUAGCUUUGUUGCUGAAGCUACAACCUCAAGAUGAAAGAUUAAUGUGAGCAAGAAGAAAGUGAUAUGGGCACUGGAAUACCAAAGGGAGAAGUGAUAUUUAUUGAUUGAUUUAUUAUUUGUUCUUAACAAGAGAAAUCCAGGUUCAAGCAGCAGGUCUGUCACUCUGUCACUCUCCUCUGUUGGCGUUGAAGGCUUAUUGUAUUUGAACACCUUGAUAGGACAAAAUAUAUUAGAAUGGGACCCAUACGUACGGUUGGGUAGUUGAUCCCCGGUUACUCUUUAACCCCCUCUCAUAAGUAUUCACAAGAGAAAAAAAACAAUCUUUAGUCCUUUGAAGUCUAACAGCUAACAGAAGCAUUCAAAACAUUCUAAGUCAGUUAUCAGCGCUCUUUGCCUAUAAGAAGGCUGCAUUAAAGUCCAGUGAGUAAUAUAUAAAAAGAUGGGAUGAAAAGAGGAGUUAGACAUAUGAACAGUAGAAGUGUGUAAAACAAGGAAGGCUGCUGAAGGAGUCAGUAGAGUAGAUCCAGAAUGACAAGCCAAAAGAAGAAGAAUAAUAAUGUGUCCACUGCCUCUGAUAGUGCCAGUAAUACAGACGCAGAACACUACCACUGUUCUUCUGACUUCAGUGAAAUUGAAGAGGAUUCCUCGACAGGAAAAACCACCGCUAAUGAAAUUGAGAUUUUAGAUGAUUCAAACAAAGAUGAGACCAAAAAAACGACUUCUCCUGAAAGCCAAACAAUCGGCAGCUGCUUAAAAGGUGACCUUUGCUACAGUGACCAGAAUGACGUCGACGAUGGUUUUGUGAAUGACCUUCACAAAUCAAGUAGGACUGACGCAGUACAAGAGAGUAACCCUCGUAUCAGUACGGAUGGCUUUGGGCUCCCAGAAGAUGAGGGCAGAAACAAACACGUAUUUAAAAAACCCACAGACACGUGCAGUUCUCCCACCAAAUACCACUCCCACUCAGAGAAAGAUACGGAUGCUUUUGUAACGGAAUUCCCCAAAUCACUUGAAAAGAAAAGUGAUUUAUUAAAAGCUUUAAACUCUAGAAACAGAAUCCUGGAUUUUGGGGAUUUCGACGAUGCUGGCAAAAGGACAGGGAAGAAAUUCAGCUGUAACUCUAAAAGAAAUCCUCUAUUCUUUCCUGAUAUGUCAGCAAAUGUUCAAGAGAGACAUUACAGUUCCAGCAAAUGUACUGGCGAUUCAGUCAGUAGUAGAAAACAAACGUCCACUGUGAGUGACGUUGAGCUGUCAAGUGAUGAUGGGGAGGACGAGUCCGUGAGAGAGAGAGUCUCGUUCCAUAAAACAAGAAACAACAUCAACAGUCACUUAAAAGGAGACCACCAUCUUUAUUGCACUGAUCUCAGUGAGGUGGAUGAUGAUUUUGUGAACGUGCUCCAGAAAACAAGAAAAAGGCGAGCGGAGAUUUUCAAGGCAGGAAGAUCGACACCCAGGAUCAAAGACUUUCAUCGUUCAGAGGAAACUGAUAGAAAUAACUUGUUUGUGAAAAAUCCAGACAUAUAUAGUCCAGGGAACGCUGACCGAUACUCCCACUCUGAUGACGAUGAAGAAUUUUCCUUUGAGGAACUUCUAAAAUCCCAAAAUAACAGUGGGAAAACGAGUGCCUGUGACCUCUCAGGUGAUGAGGUCAUGAAGACAGACACGUGCCCGAAGAGUCACACUUUUAGUAGACCCCCCAAAACAGACCAUAACUCCUGUUCUAACAUUUCUGAAGCUGGAAAUGAUUCUGGAAAUGAAUUCCCUGUUUUAAGAAAAAGUCAGCCACAUGAUUUCAGAGACGUAGAUUCAUCAGGUUCUGGGAUCAAUAAAGUAAACCUAUCAAUAUACAUAUCUAUUGAUGACAUUGAGUUUGCUGACAGGGAAGGAUUGAAGAACUAUGAGAAAAACACUGGUUUCUCAGAAGCAAAUUGCCACUCCUGUUGUGACAAGAAUCCGUUUCUGGAUGAAGAAAAUAUCCCUGGAAUGUUUCAGUCUGGAAAAUCUGAUAUUCAGUCUUCGAGUGUUGGAAGACAGACAUCAGAGUUCACACCUGGUGCACAUAAGAAUAAUAAUAAAAAUAAUGUAUCAGAACCUGACUUUCACAGCAUGCCCACAGGAGACGCAGUUACAGAGAGUGACCAACAGGAGGCCCUUCAAGAGACCAAGCAUGAAAGAUUGAAUGUUUCAGAUAAUUUGUUGAAAGAAGCUUUAACUCCUGGGAGACUUCACACUCCCUCUGUAUCCACCCCCUCUUCUCAAUUACCCAGUCACCAGGCUUCUUCAAACAAAGACUUUCACUCCGUUAAAUGGGUUUCUGAAUUUCCACACAACCCAGAACAAACACCCAGCACAGUGACUUCAAGUGCUUAUCCAAAAAUCCAUCAAAUCAACACAAAUGAAAACCUUUUAAUCCAACUGAAGUCCCCUAAGCCGUGGUCCAGUGAAGUGAAAUCAAAGUAUCUGGGAACUCUUGCUCUUUUGGAUCAACAGGUUUCACUAGAGAAGUCGGAGCCACUAACAGCCAAUUUGCUAAGAGCUGUCUAUUAUCACAGAUGGCUGACCAAGAAAAAUGAGAAAUCAAAAGAGAACAUGUUAACAAAGAAAGAUGAGGAAGAAAGAAAGAAACAGGAGAACCAAGCCAAACGGGACGCUGCUGUUUUGUCAUAUGAGGCUUGGGAGAAAAAGAAGAAAAGUCUUGAAGCAGAGAGCAAAAAAAAGCAGGAAAUGAUGAGAGAAGAGAAACAAGUCUGCAGUAAACAAGUCGCUGAAAGAAGACAAUCUGCUACAAAGGCAUAUGAAAGACGGAAACAGGAGUGGGACCGGCAACUCAAACAGAUGUACAGACAAAAGAAAGAUGAAGAAGACAUUCAGAAACGUAAAAGCCUUGAUGAGAAAUCUGAAAAAAUGCAGUCGAGCAAAAAAGCAUUUGACAAGUGGAAACAUGAUCAUGAUCUUCUCCACAAAGAGAAGAGGAGGAAAAAGAAGGAAGCGGAGGACAACAUCAAACUUAAACAGGAAAAUGAAUGGUUAGAGAGAAAAAUAAGGAAUGAAACUGUUUUUCAUGAAUGGUGUGAAAAGAAGCAUGUCGGUGUAGAGCGCAAAAACAUGAAAUCAAAAACACAAGAGGAGAAACAUCGCUUAAAAGAAGAAAGAGACCAAGUGGCUCUAAAGGCGUACGAGGACUGGCUGGCCAAAAAAGACCUGAAAUAAGGGAUCAUAAGGAUGUUUUAUCCAUCAUCACUAUGAGCUCUUUUGAGAAAACAAGUUUUGGAAUAUUUUAAAAUGUAUUCCCAAAUGUCCAACUUAGCUGUGUUGUAUUUGUUGCUGUUGACUUUGAUACUCUAAUAAUCAUUUUAAAUAAGUGUUUCCUUUUUAACACAGACAUUCCAUGUGUUUGGCUAAGCAUCCAUUAUCGCUGCUGCACCGUCACCAGAGUGUGGAUGAAAAAAAUGAAGAGUUAACAAGAAUGACAAAAGAUAACCAUAAUAUUGUAUCCAUGGAAUAAGUAGUUAUAGAAUGUAAAACAUUGGUUUUUGUUGUCUUUUGCUAUUUAAAAAACCAAUACAAUCUGCCUUUUUUGAUAUAUAAAUGUGUGGAUACCAGCCAUGGGAAUCAUAAACACCUUUUAGACUCCUCCCUCCUCCUCCCCUCAUCUUGGUCUUCUUCUCGUCUCUUUUAAAUAUAUAUUCUUGAACUGACACUGGAUGGUAUGUUGGAAUAAUGGAUAAAUGUUGGAAUAAUGUUGGAGGAAUAA
Molecule: messenger RNA, 4245 nt
Organism: Cynoglossus semilaevis (tongue sole)
Lineage: Eukaryota; Metazoa; Chordata; Actinopteri; Pleuronectiformes; Cynoglossidae
Product: microtubule-associated protein 9-like
Exons: 1
Coding region: 1020-3701 (893 amino acids)
Biological process (GO): mitotic spindle assembly; mitotic cytokinesis; regulation of mitotic cytokinesis
Cellular component (GO): astral microtubule
Molecular function (GO): microtubule binding
Source: RefSeq, a predicted model, not a curated record